This is a messenger RNA of Miscanthus lutarioriparius, 627 nucleotides long. The record is from the annotation of a GenBank genome assembly. Lineage: Eukaryota; Viridiplantae; Streptophyta; Magnoliopsida; Poales; Poaceae.
AUGGAGAAAAAAGGUCCUCAGGUCCUCACAGGAACUGAGCUGAAUGCUGCCGUGUACAGAUACCUCCAGGAAUCAGGAUUUGUGCAUACAGCAUUCAAUUUCUUCUAUGAGGCAGGCAUUGGAAAAGGCAACAUCCAGGGAAUGAUCCCACAAGGUGCCUUGAUCAGAAUCGUGCAGAAAGGUCUUCAGUACAUUGAACUUGAAGCAAAUUCUGAGAUUGGCAGUGAUGACGAGCACCACUUUUUUGAAUCUCUGGACCUAAUUACCAAUGAUUUAGAUGAGCUGAUGAAGAAAAUUACCAGCAGUGGGAAGCACAGUUCUGUCAAGAACGACAAAGAGCAGAAGAUCGAUUCAGUUGAGACUGACAAAGAGCAGAAGAUUGGUUCUGCUGAGACUACCACAACUUUUAGGAAGCAGCCAAUGCGGAAAACAAAGGCUGCACAGAACAGCAAACCUGAUGAGAUUGCUACAAUGCGUAGAGCUGAGCCAGUGAAGCAUGCGAAGGCACAAAACAUCAAUUCUGCUGAGACUGUGCAAAAGACCAGUUCUGUUGAGACUACCACAGGACUGGGGUGCCAUCUUUCGUGGAUAGGGAGGAAACCUAGACUCAGAAAACGAAAGUAUUGA